Messenger RNA from Bombina bombina (fire-bellied toad), 1502 nucleotides. It is a transcript of the gene BAG1, whose product is annotated as BAG cochaperone 1. Lineage: Eukaryota; Metazoa; Chordata; Amphibia; Anura; Bombinatoridae. The coding region runs from base 109 to 735 and encodes 208 amino acids. Gene Ontology annotation, biological process: protein stabilization. The record is from RefSeq and is a predicted model, not a curated record. Gene Ontology annotation, cellular component: nucleus; cytosol; cytoplasm. Gene Ontology annotation, molecular function: adenyl-nucleotide exchange factor activity; protein-folding chaperone binding. The transcript has 7 exons.
AUGUGAUCACUGAUUUCACCUGACUGCUGUGACCUCACUGGUCCUUUACCCGGAUGGGAGCUAGUUACUACCCUAAUCGAUAUCUGUGUGAGCUGCAAUCCCAGUGACAUGAGUUCCAGUACUGGAAUAGACGUUAUUCUCACGCACGGCAGUGACAGGCACAAGGUUUUGGUGGUUGCUCAGGAACCAAAUGAUGAACCAACACUACAGGACCUGGCUUUGGCUGCUGAGAAAAUUACUGGAGUGGCCAUUGGAUCUCAGAAACUGAUAUAUAAAGGAAAGUCACUGAAGGAAAUGGAGGAGAAGAUGUUGACAGUGGGCAUCAAAAAUGGUUGUAAAAUAAUGUUAAUUGGAAAAAAGUGCUCUCCAGAAGAGGACGCUGAAUUAAAAAAACUAAAAGAUUUCGAGAAAUCGGUGGAACAACUUGAAGGCAAACUUGAAGAAGUUAAAAAAGAACUCUCUGGAAUCCAGAAGGGAUUUCUUAGUAAAAAUCUUCAAGCAGAAGCACUUGGCAAGCUUGACAAGAGAGUAAAGACUUCAAUGGAACAGUUUAUGAACAUCCUGGAACAGGUUGACUCUCUGAAUGUACCAGAGAAUUUCAGUGACCUUCGACAAAAACGUAAGGGAUUAGUGAAAAGAAUUCAGAUUCUUCUUGCAAUGUGUGACACAGCUGAAGGAAACAUUGGCCAGGAAAUGGACAAGUUGAGAUGUCAGAAUUUGGCGUUGUCAAAAUAAAGUAUAAUUUAUAUUAGUAUGUAAAUUGCUCUAUGAGCAAAUUUGGAGAACAAAAAAUGAAACCAAAACACAAAGUAUGCUCUUUGUUUUGGAGCUAUAUCCAGUUUUUAUUUUUUCUGUAUAUUGUGUAUUGGUGCUGGUAGAUUUUCAUUUAUUGCUUGAGUGAAAUUUAUUAUGUUCUAUUUUGAAAGUACAAGUAAAAUAAAAAACAUGUAGAUCAAUUCAAAGACUUGAAUUCACUAACGGCAGAGCAGCCUCUCCCAUAAGUGAAACAACUCUAUUUCCUAUAUUAUUUUAAUUAGCCUUUUCUAGAGCGCUGUCUUUGUGACUAUUGGCAUUGCUGCUGUACUGUUGGAUGAAUUAUAUAUUUAUGAUAACCAUUUUGUGGUGUAUAAUAGAAAUUAUUAGUUGAUAAAAAUGAAUAAAAACAUGGAACAACAUUAAAAAUGUUGUGUACUAAGAUAUCAUUUUAAACACUCAUUUAAUCUGCUAAAAUAUCUGUAUAGAUCUUGUAGGUAAAACUACCUAUAUUUUAAGAAGUCCAUACCAUAAAACCUGUUUCCAUUUACCUAAUUAAAUACAUCUCAAGGAGAAAUGGUUUAAUUAUUAAUUGUGAUAAAGGAUGUCUAAUUUAUUUAGAACUUAUUGGACAAGAUGGAGUGUUUAAUGCCCUCGGCAGACAUAUAACCAUUUUGUUUUGAUUUAUCGAUCUGUUAUAACCUGUUAUGGUCGUCUAAGGAAGAAAAUAAAUAAAUUGUUAAAUAUUA